AUGACCGGAGCGGAGGCUGGAGGCUCAGGUAACCUUGUUAUAGGUCAUUGUUUGAUAGCUGGGAAAGCUUGUUUUGUACUAUAUGACUCUGGAGCGACACACUCAUUUGUGUCAGAUGCAUGUGUGAAAAAGUUGAGUCUGCCGAUGUGUGAGUUAGAGUGUGAACUUGUGGUGUCUAUUCCGACAUCGGGUUUGGUCAGGACGUCGUCCUUGUGCGUUAGGUAUCAGGUGGAGGUAGAAAGGCGGAAGUACAAAGUGAAUCUGAUCUGUCUACCUCUACAAGAGUUGGAAGAACUGCGAGAUGGUGCACAGUGCUUUGUGAUCAUCACACAUCUAGGGGUGGAAGGAGGAAAGAUGGAGUCUGCCAUACUAGUGGUGCAGGAAUUCGAGGAUGUAUUCUCCGAGGAGGUGCCAGGGCUACCUCCCCAUAGAGAGGUGGAGUUCUCUAUCAAUCUAGUACCGGAGACGGGUCCGGUGUCGAUGGCUCCAUACCGAAUGGCUCCGACAGAGUUGGUUGAACUUAAGAAACAGAUUGAGGAGUUGAUGGCGAAGCAGUUUAUCUGA
Molecule: messenger RNA, 564 nt
Organism: Vigna unguiculata (cowpea)
Lineage: Eukaryota; Viridiplantae; Streptophyta; Magnoliopsida; Fabales; Fabaceae
Source: RefSeq, a predicted model, not a curated record